UUCAAUUUUGGCUGGAUCCAACUGCCCCGCGCCUCUCUCUCUCUCUCUCUCUACAGAAUGAGCAGCUGGAGUUCUCCGUACAGUAGUCGGACGUCCAGGUCCGGCGGCCUACGCACGCCGGAGCGGUUACCUAAUUACUCUUCUCCCAGUCCUUUUCUCCAGAAAUCGACUUCAAGAAGAAGAAACACCGUCGUCAAGGACGCUUUCACGACCUUUACCGGAGCUUUUACAAAGUGUUUCACUCCGACGUCCGAACCAAAAACCUUCAAAGACUUGGGAGAUUCCGACGAAUUCAAAGCAAUUUCCGUCAAAUCAGACGGCUCGAGCAGAGGUGGCAAUAUGGCUGGUAGACGUCCUUCCCGGCGUUCAUUUCAAACCACUGGUUCAAAUGAACAAAUCAUGUGUACAGUAGAGCCAGGUAGCGUAAAAUUCAGCUUGAAUGAAAUACUCAAAGCGACUAAAAACUUCUCUUCAUCCCUCAAAAUCGGACAAGGUGGUUUCGGGACGGUCUACAAAGGACAGCUUACAGAUGGAACAUUCGUCGCCAUUAAACGCGCUAAAAAGAUUAUUUACGACAGGCAAUUGGGUGCGGAAUUUGAAAACGAAGUUAAAACUCUUUCGCAAAUAGAACAUCAUAAUUUGGUGAAAUGUUUCGGUUUCUUGAAACAUGAAGAUGAAAGGAUUAUUGUUGUGGAGUAUGUCUCCAAUGGAAACCUUAGAGAACACUUAGACUGUAUGCACAUGGAAAUUCUUAGCCUAGCCAGCCGGCUUGAGAUUGCCAUAGAUGUCGCUCACGCCAUUACUUAUUUGCAUACUUAUACGGAUCACCCAAUAAUUCAUAGGGACAUAAAGUCUUCAAACAUUCUGCUAACCGAAAAACUCAGGGCAAAGGUGGCUGAUUUUGGUUUUGCUCGGUUAGCACCUGACAGAAAUUCAAGUGCCACUCAUGUAUCCACACAAGUUAAAGGAACAGCAGGUUACUUAGACCCGGAAUACUUAAUGACCUACCAGUUAACAGACAAGAGCGAUGUUUAUUCAUUCGGAGUGUUACUAGUGGAACUAAUGACGGGUAGGCGCCCAAUUGAAGCGAAAAAGAGAAAGGAAGAGCGUAUAACAGCAAAAUGGGCAAUGAAGAAGUUUAUGGAUGGAGAGGCACUUGAAGUUAUGGACCCGAAUCUGGAGAAAAACGAUGCUAACAAUUUUGCAAUGGGAAAGAUUUUUGAGUUGGCAUUGCGAUGCUUGGGAAACAAUAGGAGAACUAGGCCGAAUAUGCAGAGGUGCGUGGAGGCUCUUUGGAAUUUAAGAAAGGAUUAUAAGGAAAUAUCAUCGUCAAUUCCCCAAAUAAGAGAGGAUGAAGAUGAUUACAACAACAAUAAUAAUAAUAAAGACUACAAGGCGUAAGGCUAAGGCAUUUUGGAAGAUUGAUAAUGCGCGCAAUUUGGUUGGUAAUUCAGGUUUUGUGUGUAUGCAAUAUAUAUUGAAUUGAAUUGAAUUGAAUGUUACACUUGUAUUAUAAUGGUGGCAUGCAAUCAUGUUUAGAAAAUGUAUUUGCAUAUUAUAUAGUGUUAUUAUGAAAGGUUUAGACUUAGUUUCUCAACCUCCAUGCA
Molecule: messenger RNA, 1607 nt
Organism: Impatiens glandulifera
Lineage: Eukaryota; Viridiplantae; Streptophyta; Magnoliopsida; Ericales; Balsaminaceae
Product: calmodulin-binding receptor-like cytoplasmic kinase 2
Exons: 6
Coding region: 58-1401 (447 amino acids)
Biological process (GO): protein phosphorylation
Molecular function (GO): protein kinase activity; ATP binding
Source: RefSeq, a predicted model, not a curated record